This is a messenger RNA of Nylanderia fulva, 2049 nucleotides long. It is a transcript of the gene oys, whose product is annotated as lysophospholipid acyltransferase 6. Lineage: Eukaryota; Metazoa; Arthropoda; Insecta; Hymenoptera; Formicidae. The record is from RefSeq and is a predicted model, not a curated record. Gene Ontology annotation, cellular component: membrane. Gene Ontology annotation, biological process: lipid modification. Gene Ontology annotation, molecular function: acyltransferase activity.
CCCGUUCACAGUUCGCUCGCGACAGUCGUACGGAGCGCGUCCUGCGGAAACGUCAGAUGCGAUCAGCUGAUCGGAGCGUCGGGUUAUUUAUCUCCCCUAUCUCGCGCGUUUCUUACUUUUCCUCCUCUUUUCCUUCCCUUCGAUCUCGCCGCCGCCUCGUGGUCCGACUCGCGUGACACUUUCGCGCGAACUAUCACCACGAGGACCAACAACAAUUUUACGGCGAGGACUUUCCGAGACAAUGGCCGCGAUCAUCACGGACCGCGAUUACUACGACGGCUUCCGCACCUUCUCCUGGCUCGCGGACUUCGUCGGGCUGCCCAUCGACCAGGUGAAUUUCGUCUUGACACAAUUCACGGCACUUAUACUAGCCGGAUUAUUAAGAUCAUCUUUGAGCCCCAUCGCCGCUACUCCAGCUGCCAGACAUGUCUAUGGCCUUAUUAUUGGCCUUGCUCUUGGAUAUUUUUGUUUUGGCAGGCAAGCGAUUCAUCUCGCCAGUCUUCCCGCAUUAUGUUAUGUAGCAAUGCGCACACAAAAUCCACGCAAUAUGCAAAGGGUCGUUCUUGCAAUAGCGCUGAUCUACUUAUCGUGCAUUCACUUUCACCGACAGAUCUACGAUUACGGCUCCUACACCCUCGAUAUCACCGGUCCUCUUAUGGUUAUAACGCAGAAAGUGACUAGUCUCGCGUACAGCAUUCACGACGGGUUAACGCGACGCGAAGAGGAGCUGACACCGAUGCAACGUCAUCAGGCUGUGCAGAAGAUGCCGACCACUUUGGAAUACUUUAGCUACAUUUUCCACUUUCAAGCCCUAAUGGCUGGCCCAGUGAUUUUUUAUCGAGAUUAUAUCGAUUUUAUACACGGACAUCAUUUACCUGGCGCAAAAUCCUUAGCUACUUUCUACGAUAAAAAUAGCCAAGAGAAAGAAAUUGUUCUGGAACCAUCACCGACUCUAGUCGUCAUAAAGAAAGUCGUGGCGAGUCUAGCAUGCGCCAUUGUAUUCAUCACGUUUAUCCCGACUUUCCCGAUACAACGUGUGAAAGAGGACGAAUUCCUGGAGAACACGAGUAUACUUUACAAAAUAUGGUAUUUAAUGCUGACGACUAUGCUCGUACGCUUCAAGUACUAUCACGCUUGGCUGUUCGCCGAUGCUAUAUGCAACAAUUCUGGUCUCGGGUUUAGCGGUUACGAUGAACGGGGCAGCGCACGCUGGGAUUUGGCAUCGAACGUAGACGUUUAUAAGUUCGAGACAUCGCUUAAUCUCAGAGACAGCAUCGAAAGCUGGAACAAGGGCACAAAUUUGUGGUUGCGAUCGAUCAUGUACGAGCGAGCAGGUCGUAACAAAGUGCUCUAUACGUACGCCCUGUCCGCUCUCUGGCACGGUUUCUACCCUGGCUAUUAUCUAACGUUCGCCAGCGGGGCGUUCUUCACAAUGGCGGCACGUUCGGUCCGUCGUCACAUCAGACCGCUGUUUCUGGAUUCUCAACGAAAGAAGAUCCUUUACGAUAUAUUAACGUUCAUCACGACGAGAAUCGUAAUGGCCUACAUGACGUUCAGUUUUAUACUGUUAGAAUUUAUACCAAGCAUUAAAGUGUACCUGUAUUUGUACCUGUUCCCGCAUUUAUUGGGUUUGGUCGCGAUAAUACUUCCACCCCUUCUGGGACUGUCGCGAAAGGCGCACAAAAAACAGUCGGCCGAGACUGAUCUCUCCGAGGCUGCGAUUAGCAACGGAAACGCACACAAAACAAUGUAGUCUUCUUCUGAUCUUCACCACGACAUGUUAACAAAGACAGAUAUUUUUUAUGGAUGUUUUUAAUAAUAUAUACAAAUAUUAAAUGCAUACCUAUAUACAAAUAUUUCUUGUUACAACGCAAUUACAUAAUGUGAAAGUCUAUAUAUCGAGACGAUGUGCCGCGUGUGUGUAUGUAUACAUUACGAUUUUACUAGAAAACAGUUAACUUGGAAACUACUGAGACGUAUCGUUUUCUUUUUUCUAUGGCAAACAAAAGAAAUUUUAUAAUUCGCCUAAAUAUAUGGCUGUUUUAUCUA